This is a messenger RNA of Rhipicephalus sanguineus (brown dog tick), 8376 nucleotides long. Its product is annotated as ras-related and estrogen-regulated growth inhibitor. Lineage: Eukaryota; Metazoa; Arthropoda; Arachnida; Ixodida; Ixodidae. The transcript is spliced from 5 exons. Bases 280 to 1023 code for a protein of 247 amino acids. Gene Ontology annotation, molecular function: GTP binding; GTPase activity. The record is from RefSeq and is a predicted model, not a curated record.
GCGCCAAAUUCAUCCUCUCCACGCAUCGCCCUCCUCCCACUAUUUCGACGUCGGCGCAGCAGACGACGGCGUAGGAGACGGAGCAGUUGCGCUGUGCGCGUGUGUGUGGCCGGCGGUGGAGGUUUCUUUCUAACGCUGUCAUCCUUUCCUCUUUUUUUUUAUUUCUUCAUUGGUGGUGGUGGUGGUGUCUGUAGAAGCGCUCCGUGAACGUGCGUGCUCAGAAUCUGUGGAAACGAUGCGGUGAAUUGUUGCGGAAAAUAAAACCUCGAAGCAACAGAGAUGAGUUCCAACGCCAUCCGGGGUAUCAGGCGCAAGAAAUCGACGCUCUCCGAAGUGAAGAUAGCCGUCCUAGGAGCGUCGGGCGUAGGAAAGAGCGCACUGGUGGUAAGGUUCCUGACGAAGAGGUACAUAGGAGAAUAUGACCACCAAACAGAAAACAGGUACAAAAGUGAAAUGAUGGUGGACGGUGAGCCCGUUCUGUUUGAAAUCCUGGACACCUGUCCAAGGAGCGAGGAUGAGCUUCCCCGGGACGAGAUCCUGCAGUGGGCGGACGGCUUCAUGCUCGUCUACUCUAUCGUGGACCGAGCCAGCUUCCGCUACCUGGGCCUCCUGCGCCGCCACCUGAACAACACGCUGCCCAACCUGCAGAGGGCGGUCACGCUGUCCAACACGGGCGGCGGCCCUGCAGGGGCCGGCGGUGGUGGCGGUGCCCACCAGCCCCAGACGCAGCAGGCACCCGUGCCGGCGCCAGUCUGCAUCGUGGCCAACAAGGCAGAUCUCAUUCACCUCAGGCAGGUGAGCACGGAAGAAGGUGAGAUCCUGGCCAAGGAUGCGGACGACGGUUUCGUCGAGCUCACGGCCUCUGAGCAGGUGCACCAGGUGGCGCAGGCGUUCGCCGACCUCUGCCGCGACGUCUACGCCCACAGGAGGCGCUCCAAGCAGUCGCUGCUCGACCGGGUCUUCUUCGCCGGUGCCAAGGGCAUCGCGGCCAAGGCGAACGACCCCGCGGGAGGGCGCAAGUGAACAAUGACGUCGCACUGUGGGCUCGGUCUCCAUGUCUGUUGCGUUAUUUUCUUUUUUAAAAUUUAAUUUGUAAGGAGGGGUGCGUGAAUAUUCGAAGUUUUCUAAUGAGAAUGGGAUGUAUUUUGUUUUAUGUGAAAGUAUUUGAUUCAAGAAACACGUGGGUACUUACGGUAAAAUUGUGCUCUUUGUCAAAAAUGAAGCAUUUGAAUUUUUCGACGCAAGACUUAAGCAGCUAAUUUUUCAUAGUGCUAGAACUGGAAUUUUUGAAAUGAGACAAUGAUCUAAUUGACUGCAAUACGUGUUCAGAUUUUUGUUUCGAGAUCUUAGCACAGCAAAACGAACAUAACUACUGAACUUGCAGACGGUUCCUACUAUGAUCGCAGAACAGAGCACUUGAUCUGUCGGUCACCUCCACCGCCCUUUGUACAGCAACUGCGAAUUUUGGUGACCUUUCAUUUUUUUGCUCACUGAGGAGCAGCUCAACUAAGUGGACUUCCAUAUAGCUUUGCUUGCGAAAAAAUUUCAGAAUUGUUUCUCCGCUGGUCUCAGUUUCUCUCUCUCUUGGAAAACGAUAAAGAUAUGCCGAAUUUCAUUGGGUGAAUAUGAAAUCUCGUUUACCUAAACUUUAUUGUUUGAUUCAUUUGGAAAACUUCACUAUUCACGCAAUCUCCACUACAAAAAGGUUGGGAUGGGCUUAUCUAAUGUUGUGAUUGCGGAACGACUCUGUACAGAACGCAUGAAAGAACGCAUGAGCAAAUCUUCGUUGGUUGUGUCGUAGCGUGUUCAUUGUUUUGUAAACUUUCACUGCAUUGUGGUUUAUCAUUGUAUUGGGAUAGCUUGGAGCAUAGCGCAGUUGGCGACAAGGACACAUAAAGAAACAACAAAUGAGGACAAUAGUUUCUGUCUGUUGUUUCUUCGUUUGUCAUUUACUCCUGCUCGGUUAUGGUGCAAGCCAUUCCAUGAAUGAGUACCCAUUGGUACCCUUAUCGGCAUUCAUUUUGUAGCUAUGCACAAGUGACGCACAAAAGAAGUGUAGCGGCAAGCAAUAUGAAGCGGGAAGUAUUCGAUACUUCCGCACUUCUAACCGUUUAGUACCGCGCGGUUAAGCAAUUCACCGUUUUUCAUUUGUGACAUAUGCAUGUAGGACUCUUUGCGAAGAUUACUUAAAAAUUUGAAGACAGCUUUGACCCUUCCCAGCCCAGCAGUGUCACCUUUCAUAAUACCUUUCAGUAUCCACAUUGGAAAAGAAGGACACGCAUAAAAGGGUAAAGGGUAUGGAUCGAAUUGUAUCACAAGGUGAUCAGCAGAUGAAACAAAAAAAAAAAUGUGAGGCUUAUUUGGUUUACAACAUGUUGUGGUAUCAGUGUUUUCAGGAUAUCUUGUGCUCAGUUUGACGAAAUAGCGAUGACAAAUACAAGAAAAGAAGCAAAAUCGAUUCGUACAUGUAGUGCAUGUAGCACAGUAGCUUUGCAACUUUAAAAUUUACUUGUUUGCUAUCUAUAACACUGUCACUGUUGAUGUAAUGACAAUUAUUGUAGAAAACAAGCCAUUGCUAGCCUUCUGUACUUCUGGCCGACGGUGGGACAUUGACAUUAGUGCCAGAAUAUACACGAGAAGUUCUAAUCAAACACUGAGCGGGGCAGAUUAGCAAUGCACGGUCAGCUAUGCAAUCCACAGUGUUUUCACGUCCGCCAUUUGCUAAUGCAACGUCCCUGACAACGUGCAAAACAGCCCACGAGACAGACAUGGAGUCCGAUGUGUGCUUGCCAUGAUAGCAACGACAUUGUCUGGCAAUACAAACUUCACUUUAUUUAUUUCCCAUAAUAAAUUGACCACACAUUUCAGGCGAUGACGUUAACACCACCGAGAAUGCAUUUGUAAUAUUUAUUCGUGCUCCUCUUUGAAGAGCGAAGCAAGUUGAAAGGCAAGUCUGUGCUCAUUGUUUGUAGUUGACGUAUACAAACUGGAAGAUGCUCGUUGCUUUCAAGUAUAUGGUACAUAUUUGAAUCUCAUCAGAAAAAUGUCCGAAACAGGUGAAUGCCCUUUCUUGAACAGUUUACGGCUGCGGGAAGUUUGGCGACAUUCAUUUGUCAUGUGUAUCUCGAGGCUUCGUUCAUUCGCCAGCAGCAUCUGUGGCAAUAAGCGUACUGCACCUUCCUUUUUUUUCAACGUCUUUUGAAUAUCUCUGUCACCCGCAUUAUAUACGGCGUGAGGAUGAUCUUGCGGUUUCGCAGCAGCUGGUAUGCAAAAUGACAAUGAAAGUAAUCAUACGUAGUCGCGAUUUUCUGAAAAAUACUGACUGUCGUGACCACAUGUGACGUGCUUAUGCGGAUUUAGAUGGCAAGAAUGCUUCGUGUAUCACGAAAACAUUGAAGAGAUUAAUGUUCUUGUACAGGGCGUGUCGCUGGAGGCAACGUUUCGACAAGUGAUCUUGUCUUGUUCAAGGUGUUGUCCUCUUCAAGGCAACAGUUGUUGAAACGUUGCCUCCGGCGAUAAUCCCUGUUCAGGAAUAUUAAUUUCUUAAAGCCUCCAUCUCCUAGUGAGUAAUUUUGGGGUAAUUAAUAGCAAGGAUAUCGAGAAAGUGCGCCGAAAUGCGUACAUGGCUGGGAGAAAUAAUUUAUUGUUAUUAGUAUAGAGGGAGUCACCUCUGUUGGGGUCACCUCAUUUGAUGCUUUAGGUUGAUGUAGGUUGAUGUGUUUGGUGGAGAGCUCCGAGAGCUCGCUGAUGAAUUGUUGAAUGUGUUGGUUAAGGAGAGUCGGCAAAAAGUGUUGCACAUUAGUACCAUUCUUGGUAUCUUGUGCUCAGGUGGUCGUACGUGACCAGAUAUAUUGAUAUAUUGCCUGAAAGCAAUUUGCUCAUGCACAUGAAUGAUGAUAUCCCGAGGAAAUGUCAUUGUUUGCGAAGAACCUUUCGUCGUAUGUUCGUCUCAAGCCUGUAGAAGGCGUCGUUAAACUUGUAGGUGGUGGACGCACACACUAGCGCACAGCCGUGACUCGUGCUCAACACUUUUAAAACAUCCACCCACUCUGCAUCACAAUCUUGAGAUUGUACCUGACGAAAUAAUGCAGCAAAACGUGUGACGUGAACACGUGCGCGUUCUCAUCUAGUCUAGGCACCCACUCCCUUCGUAAAGGUCCGUGGGCUUUAGUCGUUGUCGUGAAUACGUCUUAAUCGCUCACAGACAAGCAUGCAAUUUACCCUAGAAGGUGAGGGGUUUUACCAGUGCUCACACUUCUUGCUCUGCCGCACGUGACCAGCGAGCUCGUUGUCAACGCACUCAUCACCUGGUGAUGUUUUGAACAUUGCAAGUUCUCUUUGUCUUGUGUCAUUUUUAGUGGCUGAGGUCACGUUUAGAGGGAGGCGAUGUGCUUAUUGCUAGUCACUCUCCCAUUGCACACUGAGAAGACCAUGCACGAUGUUAUAUGCACUCUUCGUGUUGGUUUCGUCAUCCCUCUUCUGUUCAUUACUCAUUGUUGUGAUGCGUUGAAUGUGACUGCGUUUUCUCUUGGCUGGAUACUUAUAGAAGUUGUCUUAUUACGAUGACGGCAGAACCCCGAGAGAUGGCGUGCCGCUCAGAAAAAUUGACACCCGAACACCAGCAUAUUGUGGGGAACUUAGUGGACCACCAACCCGCCUUUCGUGAUUUGGUCUAAGAGCACCGAUCAAUAUUUUUGGUCACACGUAGGUAGGCCACAAUUAAGUUGACACUUUCGCCAAUGUUUUGCAAUAUCUCGGGAUUUGACGCUGCCCCUUGUUAUGGCCUGGUACGUUAUGUAAUGGAAGUUUUCAGUAUACAGGUAUUUUCUCGUUUGUGAGGACAGCGUUGUCUUGAUGUGUAUUUAUGCAACGCACUUGUUUGUGAUUAGGUUUCAUGCAUCUUGACUGAACGAAGUGUGUUUCAUCUUGAAGAGUGUCACACAUUUAUUUAUUCUGGCGUCAUGUUAGCUCUCAAGGGAAUCGGCCAGCCUUUGAUUGCGCACGCCCCUCGUUACUGCCACAAGAAACAAAAAAUAAGAAGCCAUGUCUGGCACGUCUUGCGAGAGACAUAACGCACUUCGUGACUGUGGAAAUAAGAGUAGCGUUUCUUAUUGUGUACUUUUCAAUAUUUCACACUUUUAUGUGUCGUUUCCGCACACACGAGGUUCACGCCUGCGCAUUGCACAUGAACACUGCAUGUGACAGGAUUCUCGGUUCGAUGAUCUGACCUUAUUCUCGUACAAUAAAGAGAGACAUUGUUGCAAAUGUCUUCCAGUGAAAUUUACGUAGAUUAAAAUAUUCAGUUCAGUUGAGCUGACGAGUAAGGGUGACACAGUGUCAGAGUGACUCGAACUUCUACAGAAAGAAAAGCCGGCACUCUGACAUUGGUUCAAUUGCCUAAGUCGAUACGGUUGCAGAAGUGUAUUACUUGUUUAGCAGUAUACUGUGGGAACCGGAUUAUGAUUUUGCUUAGACUUGGGAACUGCCACUGCUUUAGAGUGCCACCUUUUUUGAAAUCGUAAACUGUGUAUGAGAUAGGUGGCGGUGUGUAGCUGUAAGAUUCGGUACUAAAAGGAAGGAACCACCCGGAAAAUACGACUGCAACUCUAUAAUUAUGUAUGUCUUUCCUGUAAGGACUGAAGACCUGGAACAUUCGCUAAAUUUCUGGGGCGAAAUACGAAAGACCGCCACGUCCUUGGGUGUAAGGAUAAUCCAGCCGGCAAAAAUCGGAGGUAUCAAUAUGGCCACAACUUUAAACUGCAAUUUCUCUUUAUGAAUUCACACUGCGUACUUAAAAACAUAAUUUAGAUCUUUUAUGUGUCGUGAAAAUACACCUUCUCUUAGUCAACUAACCAAGGCCUUCACAUUCGACCAUGAGCGAUGCGAAGGCGCAUGUGAUCUUUGGCACAGUUGUGAAUUUGCAUAUUUAUGAAAGUGUAUGUGUAUUUCUUGCAACCCCCUCAUGAAACGUAAAUACGUGGGUUUGCUGUUAGUUGUCUUCAAGCGGUUGUUCUCUAGUCAGUUGAUAAUAAUAUAUGCACCUUUUUCAUAUGUACAGGACACACAGUUUUGCUGUUUUGUGGUGUACGUGGCUUCUGUAUGGGAAAAUGCAUUUAGGUGUCCAGUGCUGUUUCCUAUAUUCAUGAUCUACUUCUAAGUGUUUGUGAAUUGUAUUUUUUUGGUACUUGUUGUGGACAGCACGUAGUACCUGCACACUCCUUGUCUCGCGUAAGUGGUAAAAAUGAAUUACGUUAGCAGACUUGUGACUGCUGGUUUGAUUUUGUCGAGCAAAUAGUCAUUCCUGCUCAAUCUACAUUGUUUAUACAUAUCUAUUUAAACGUACCCCUCAUUCACUUUGACUUCGUGAAUUUUGUUUACUUCAUGAAUUGAAAGCCAGAAAGAAAGGGUCCGUGUCUUAUCAGCAUUACGUGCAUUUUUAUGUGGCCUGUUGGCAUGUUCAGUUCUGUUGGCAUGUGCGUUUGAAAAUAAUUUAGAAUGUGAAAUUAAUCACACAUUGCUAUAUCGAAAGGAAAUGUGCUGAUGAAUGCACAAACACGAAUAAUUGGUAAAACUGAAAAAAUUAAUGAUUCAGGUGUACAAAUUCACAUGCUUUAAAGGGGUACUGACAGCAUUUUUUCGAAGACAUGUUUACUCUGCAUUACAAAUCUUCUGUACAGAGGCAGCUCUGAGCAAGUGUGAAGCUCAGCAAAUGCUGAUAAGAUAUUUUAUUGUGAUAUUAAAGUCUAUUUUCUCAUGGCGCGUCUACCGACAUCGACACAAGCUUGACGUCAGGCUACAGUACUAAUUCCGGUGACUUCAUGCAGCAAUCUGGCUAAGUGUGAUGACGUCAGGUACCAAAACUUUCAAAAUGGCAGCUUUUUCAUCGCCAAAACAUUGAAAAUGGCCGCUUGUGCGUCAUCAACAGCCACGGUGCGGAGCGGUCGUGGAAAGGUCAUGAUCUUGUGCGAGCACGUGACGACAAGCUCAUGUCGUGUUGUGACGUCAGGGUACAGUAGGAAACGAAACUAGCUUUUAAAAACAUACUGUAAUUACUUUUUCAGGUUGCACUCAUGCUUAGCAGUACAUUUUCUGGCUCUUGAGGACUUGUCCUUUCAUUUGAUGCAAGGAAACGACAAAUGAAAAUUUUCGUGUCAGUGCCUCUUUAAAGACAGUUAAGAGAGGAAAAUAGGUGACAUGCUUUUGAAAAGUUAAAUAUAGAUUGUAUUUAUUUCUAAAGCAUCAACGAUCCUGGUUUUUCUCCGGAAAAUGUUAAGCCUUGCGGGAAUCAAGGUAACGUGAUGUACAAAACUCGACGCUGAAGGGUGAAUACUCAAGGCGCUGAAUGAUGAUCAGAUAACAAAAAACGUAAAAGAGUUAUCGUAAUUUAAUUUGAUGUGAACCCAAAAGGAGUGAGGAUGUCGAGAGACGAUUGGUGAGGUUGUGCUGCUGACGUGUGUUCUGUCCACGAACAUGUGCUUUUUCUGUAGAUUUGUUCAUUUCGAUGGAAACUAUGUUCCAAGUCAUACGGCACAAGCGUCCUUGGAAAUAAUUGCGGCAUUUUUUGUCAUAAAGGAAAACGUUGGAGGAAGGUAGCUUUUGUUAAUGGUUUAAUUAUGACACUCUGUAAAACUAAGAACUUGCUAUGCGCAAACCCAAGCCGUUUGAAUUUUUUGUCGCAUUUCCAUUUUGUGGCAUUCUUAUAUGGCAUGUUGUAAGCUGCGAGAGUUUCAUAAAAUUUUUUAAAAUUUGAGGUUAUGCUUGUUUUAUAGAAGUUCGGCUGUAAUGCUUGCAAGAGAAUUCACUCUGAACGCGAGAAUGCGAUACCACCUGAUCUUUUUCUUUUUGGGCGCCGAAUAGGUUUCCUAAAUUUUGCCAUGUUGAGUCUUCAGAUAAUUGAAUACAGCAUAGUCCCUAUAUACCAACGAACAAUCAAUCAGUUUGAUAGAUGCAUCGUGAAGCGUGAUAACAUCGUGCCAUGCCGGUGCGAAGACUUUUUGUGCAUUGCGACGAUACUUUCAUUUUUUGUCGCUUUUCGUGCUCUUACCAGGAUUUUAAUGAAAUAAACAGUGGUUCGUGAGCUAUUUCUGAAGACUAAUUAACUAAUGCAGUACACUAAUAUUUGUGUUUAGUGUCCUUUCAUUGCCCUACUGUUUGUUAAAAAUGCGUCUCAAGUAUUGUGCGUUGCCUGUUUUAAAAGUGGGCCUUCUUUUUUUAAAGAAGUGCCGCAAUUUUUAUGUGUUUCAAUUUGCACAGAUUUGCCGGUGAUGUGUGCGACUGAUGACACCUUUUUGUGUGCGGCGAAUGUGUGAAUAACAUGAAACGAUGGUGUACUUCUAAAAAAAAUAUAUAAAAAAUAAAGGAUGGCUAGUGCCUUAA